UGUUACAAAUAUCGAUUCAACUCUUGAAAUUUGUUUAUCGUCACGUGUAAAUUUUGUGACUUAUAUAGAUUUUUUUUCUUGUUUUUUAAUUAUUAUUAUUAAGAUCUAUGUUCAUUUUACGAAAUGGAAAACGUUUUAUUUUGGAUUAUUUUUGGAGUAACACAAAUAGCACGGGCCAGCGGGGAUAUAUGCUUUAAUUUUGAUCGAGACUUCACAUAUAUAGAAUUUGAAUGCGAUGACGGAUGUUGCGGGACGGACUCGAUGAAUCAGGAAUGCUGUGAUAAGAAAUGCUGUGGUAAGGAAUGUUGUGAUUCGGAAUGUUGUGAUGAUGAAGACGCGGCGUGGCUCGGUUGGGCGAUAGCUGGAGUAGUCAUAGGUUCAAUACUUACAAUAAGUUUCAUUGUAUGUGCAAUCUGUGUUUGCGUUAAACAAAAAGGGAAGACAGGCCAAACUAUUCAGCCUGAAACAGGAAUGACAGUAUCGCACGUGGCAACUUAUCCACAACGUCAAAUCCCUUACCCACAAUACGUUACAACUAGCUUUAUGCAAAACCCUUCAGGUUCGACUCUGCCACCUACAUACCAAUCGAUAUACGGAUAACAACCACUUCCGCCACUUCCGUCGGGAUUUCAUGGUCAUCAGCAGCAAGGUCAACAACAUACUGACCCGGCGCCACCGCCUAUUGGUUUUAAAUGACAAGUUCAAAAUCGUACUUGGAACUUGAAAAAGAGUGUUUAAUUCAUUUAUUUUGUUUUAUUACAUGAUUCUGCAAACAUUUUUUUUUAAAUGUGACAAUCGUUUGCUCAUUGUUUGCAGAUGACGUCCGUUUCAUGUGUUUAUAUAUGAUUAUAAUUUACGUAGUGUACAUUUGAUGAAGUUUUUCAAAAUGACUGUUAUAUUAAAUCUAAGAACACUUAAGUUUUUCUGUGCUGACGCCGUAAUUUAACUUUCACCGCCGCCUAUGUAAUUUGGCAUGAAUACAAUAUAGCUUUAACAGUAUGUAUUGUUAGGCCGUGCAUACAUUUUGAUGUGACGUCAUUUGCGUAAUAGAAGCGCGUCAUUGAAAAAGGUUCAUUUUUAACUGUAAAUAUUUCUUUAUUUUGAUAUGUGAUAAAUAGAACAUUCUUUUUUACUUUUUUAGUCUUCAAGUUGGACUUAUGUGUAUACACUAUAAACAAAAAUUAUGCACAAUUGCGCCAUACUUAAAGUAUGUAGGUAAAUAGACAAUACAUGAAUAUAUUUAAAAGCCAGCUUUGGAUUCAGAAUCCGGACAAAGCGUAUUUUGUAUUUUAAUAAUUUUUUAUAUGUGUAUAUAUAUAUUGUGUAUUUGUUGAUAAUGACUGUUCUUUUUGUUUUUCAUUAAAAAUUUUACU
Molecule: messenger RNA, 1373 nt
Organism: Ruditapes philippinarum (Manila clam)
Lineage: Eukaryota; Metazoa; Mollusca; Bivalvia; Venerida; Veneridae
Exons: 3
Coding region: 124-600 (158 amino acids)
Source: RefSeq, a predicted model, not a curated record